GCCGCGGCAAACCGCAAAAGCACCAACUUUUUCCACCCUUUAUUUAUUUUAUCAUCACCUUCUUCCUUUGCCAGAUUUCCCAAAAUAUCUAUCUCUCUCUGAUUUUCUUUCAUGGCUUCUUCUCUGCAUUUUCUUCUUCUUUUCUCGUCACUUCUGUACAAUUUCAGCAUAUAUCAAGCCAAACCCUUCAACCCAACAGAUGGUCUCAUUUUUCAUGUGAAAAAAGAUGUGUCCACCCUCCAGUACGUGACCGAAAUUCACGUUGGCACUCCACUUUUACUAUCCAAGCUUGCAGUUGAUCUGGGCGGUCCAUUUCCCUGGUUCAACUGUGCACCUUCGUCUUCCAGCCGUCUGGUUAACAAGCGCUCAAUCCAGUGCCUUGCAGCAAAGCCAAAAACCCAUCAAUAUCAGGGAAGCAACAAGAAGUGUCAUAUUUUCACGGAGAAUAGGAUCACCCAAAUGGCAAUCCAAGGGGAUCUAGUGGAAGACAUCAUGGCCAUUAAUCAAGUCACAGAUGGUUCAAAGACAGGAUCAAAAUCAAUCACCACCGUUGACUACAACUUCCAAUUUUCUUGUGCACCCUUGCUGUUGUUAAACGGCCUAGCAAGUGGUGCCAAGGGAAUGUUAGGCCUCGGAAGGACUCAAAUGUCAAUGACCUCACAAAUUUCUGCCCAACUCAGCUCCAAACUCCAGUUCAUCAUCUGCCUUUCUUCAUCCAACGGCGUUGUAUUACGUGAAAACGGCCACCGCAGUUCGAAUUUUCGCACGAAAAUUCCGGACUCAAUGAUAUACACACCCCUUGUUAACCAAGUUGAGACACCACAUGAGUACGUCAUCAAUUUGAAGUCCAUUAAAAUUAGUGGGAAGAAAUUGUCUCUGGGCAUUGAAGAAGGGAAGAUUAAGCUAAGCACAAUUGUUCCCUACACUACCAUGGAGAGCUCAAUUUAUGCUACAUUUACUAAAGCUUAUGAGCAGGCAGCAACGUCUAUGAACAUAACUAGGGUUUCCCCUGUGGCACCAUUUGGGCAAUGUUUUAGUUCACGAGAAAAUGAUGGCACGUUUGUAGGUCCAAAAGUGCCCGCUAUCGAUCUGGUGCUGCAGAGUGAGAUGGUAAAGUGGAGAAUUCACGGCAGAAACUCGAUGGUUCAAGUGAGCGAUGAAGUUAUGUGUCUGGGGUUUUUGGAUGGAGGCUUGAACUUGAAGACUUCGAUGGUAAUAGGGGGUUAUCAGUUGGAGGAUACCCUUUUGCAUUUUGAUGUAGGAGCUUCUAGGCUAGGAUUUACUCAACAAAGUUGUUCUGUGCUGAGAUUGGAUUCUGCGUUUAAAGACACAUUGUAACAUGUAAAUAAAUGCUCAAUUUUCGUAACA
Molecule: messenger RNA, 1368 nt
Organism: Pyrus x bretschneideri (Chinese white pear)
Lineage: Eukaryota; Viridiplantae; Streptophyta; Magnoliopsida; Rosales; Rosaceae
Product: probable aspartic proteinase GIP2
Exons: 2
Coding region: 112-1338 (408 amino acids)
Biological process (GO): proteolysis
Molecular function (GO): aspartic-type endopeptidase activity
Source: RefSeq, a predicted model, not a curated record